AUGUCUAAGCGAUUAACAUGUAAUGAUAAUGACUUAAUGAUCAAUUUGACACCAAGACUCAUCCCACAGAUAGCAAAGAAAGUCACCACAGAACAAGAAGAAGAAAAAGGAGAAAGAAGAAUUCAAAUGGCAGCAAGAAGUUCUUUGAUCCGCUUUGCCUUCGUCUGCAUUGUCUUGGCCGUAUUGGUCAUGAGUGCCGAGUCACACGCCGGGCACCACCAUGGUCCAGCUAUGGCUCCGAUGCCACAUGCUCAUACUCCGGCUCCAGGUGCUCCGGCUCCAAGUGCUGCCACUUUCUCCGCCUAUCCUCAGCUCAUUGCAACCGCGUUGGUCGGUGCCUUGUCUUUCGUCCUCUAAGAUGUGUUUCCAAUCUUCUUCCGAGUGUUUGCUCUUCUGAGUUGUUAAUUACUUUUAUAUUUUAAUGUCAUCCUUGUUUUUUGUUUGUUCAUUAACCAAAAAAAGACUGUGAUGUUCUGUGUCUAUUACAAUAAAUCCU
Molecule: messenger RNA, 496 nt
Organism: Brassica oleracea var. oleracea
Lineage: Eukaryota; Viridiplantae; Streptophyta; Magnoliopsida; Brassicales; Brassicaceae
Exons: 2
Coding region: 1-357 (118 amino acids)
Source: RefSeq, a predicted model, not a curated record